AUGGGUCGCAAAGAAACACGUUACUUGCAGACUUUAAAUUGUGAUUCGGUGGCCCAGCAGAACAUGAAAAUGCGCCCAGUGCUACUGAAAAGGAACAGUCUGGAUUCAGCUGAUUUUGUGAGAAAGCCACAUCACCGCAGGACCAAAUCUCAACAGGUUCGAUUCAAGGAUGAUGGUGUGAACACAAAGACAGAAAUGGAUAUUAAUCCUACCCAAGAUACAGCAUUCACAACUGGAAAAACAGAAAUAUUUAGGGAUCACCAUUUUUUGCUACAUGAAUCUCCAUGCUUUCCAAGGGUUCAGAAAGGGCUUCGGAACAUUGCCAUACAAACAUCUCCUAGCCUCAGGAAACAUUUCCCAGUUUUUAAAAAGAAAAAGCUGACAGUAAGCAAAUCAUUAACAGAAAUGCCAACCGAGCCUGCAAAUUCUAUCGAAGUAAAUGGCAAUAUUUCUGAAGACAACAUUAUGUCUUCAGAUCUCUGUUACUUAAGAAUAACUAAUCAUUCGGAAAAUGGAUUUAGGAAUAGUGAAGUGUAUGGUCAAUUAUGUGACAGAUCGUCAAAAGCACAAAGCAAUGGACCUAGCCACUCAAACGAUUUCUCGGAGUCAGAGAAGACAGCUGCUUCUACACAGGUCCCUGAAUACAUACAUGUGAGUUGCCCACAAGACACCAAUGUUUCCAUGGAUGCACCAGACACAAGCAUGAAUUUAAGUAAUUCUCUGCAUUCUACAGUCACAAAUACCAAUGAAAAGAAUGAAACCAGCAUGCUGUCAUCUAAUUGUGAACAGGUCUACCAUUGCCUAAGCAAUUAUACUAACUGCAGUGAAUGUAAUCCUCAGUCUGAUUCUCCUGAAGCAGAUAAAAGCGAUUCUGAAUCUCUUGUAGCCAACAAAGAUGCAAGCAGUAAAGAUACUACUCCAUUAUCACCUCCAUCAAACCACAGUUCAUCUCCUUGUUUCCUCAGAGACUAUCAACAGGCAGGAGAGCACAAAACAGAUUCCAGCUAUGUAACACUAACAAAUAAUGUUCGCACAAUAAUGCCAUUGAGCAGCGGUAAUGUAUCCAAGUCUAUUCUGCCGUGUAAUACUGAAAUGGAGAAAAAUCCUACCCAGUCAGAUGUUUCCCAGUGUUACAGCUGUUUAGAAGGCUGUCACAUAAAGUCUUAUCUGCAAAGGAAUGAAAUAAAACCACAAACCAACAAAGAGAUUAAUGAAAUAAAUCAAAUUCAUUUGGCAGAUGGUGAACUUUGUGCCCUACAAGGCAGGCUGCAGUCUGUAGAGGAAUCCUUGCAGUCGAACCAGGAGAAGAUUAAAGUCCUUUUGAAUGUAAUCCAAGACCUGGAAAAAUCCAGAGCCCUCAGCGAAGGGCGUAACUUCUAUCACACUGGUCAAGACCUCAACAACUGCAGCACCUGCCAGAACACCGCAUGUAUCAUUUACAGUGUAGAACACGACUUCAGACAACAGGAAGGAAGAUUUCAUGAGAUUCUGAAAAUGCUGGAUCAUGCAGAGCAAAUUCCAGCUUCAGCCUCACCUCAGAAGCUACCAUCUGAUCAUCCAGCCCCCGAGAAAAAGGAGUUACGAAGAAAGACAAAAAAGGUGAAAAGAAAAUGCUUCUGGUGGAUUUGA
Messenger RNA from Merops nubicus (carmine bee-eater), 1629 nucleotides. It is a transcript of the gene INSYN2B, whose product is annotated as family with sequence similarity 196, member B. Bases 1 to 1629 code for a protein of 542 amino acids. Lineage: Eukaryota; Metazoa; Chordata; Aves; Coraciiformes; Meropidae. The transcript is spliced from 3 exons. Gene Ontology annotation, biological process: inhibitory postsynaptic potential. Gene Ontology annotation, cellular component: postsynaptic density. The record is from RefSeq and is a predicted model, not a curated record.